AUGGUAGAGUUUACAGCAGCCCAGCUUGAGAAGCUAACAGAAUUGAUGAGACCUCCAGAACCAGAAAUACUACAAGGAGAUGAUCUUUCUUCAACAGGUUAUGAAAUCACUUCAACCAGAAAUAGUAUUUCCACCAUGAAAGAAGUUACGAGAACCCCAAAAACAAUUGAAGAAUAUGAGGCUCUUGAGGCUGAAGAAGCUGAUCAAUUAUCUAAAGUUGGAGCUGGUAUUCCAGAUAAGAAAACUCCAUCGUAUACUAUGAAUUAUCAGCAGUCUGUUAGUGCGGAAGAUGUUUUUCUCCAGAUUGGUCCCAAAACACCAUCGACGGCUAGCUGUGAAAACCUCAUUGUGAGGGUCAAAAUGCCCGGUGAUAAAAAAGAAAAUGUAGAUCUUAGUGUUGAUGCAACAAGCGUUACUAUCACUUCAUCUCAAUUUCAUCUGAAGCUGCCCUUACCUCAUGCGAUCAACCCUGACACAUCAAAAGCCAACUGGGAUACAUCAGAAGAAACCUUGGUUCUUACUUUGAAACUGGAUAGGGAAUUUGAUUUUGUGAACUUCUAA
Pieris macdunnoughi is the source of this 561-nucleotide messenger RNA. The record is from the annotation of a GenBank genome assembly. Lineage: Eukaryota; Metazoa; Arthropoda; Insecta; Lepidoptera; Pieridae.